AUGUUUGUCUAUCUCGCGAAGAAAAUUGCGAUUCCGCAUAACCUGAAUUUACAGGUUAUCUCCUGGAAUCUCUCGCAAGGAUGGAUAGCAUGUGGCGGAGAAAGAGGAUUGCUCAAGGUAAAAAAUCGAUUGUGAUGUUUAUUUUAGCAUGUGGCGGAGAAAGAGAAAGAUGACUGCGCAAGGUGAUGAAUUAUAGAGUCAUGGUUAGAGUUAGAUUUUGUAUUUGAAAAGAACGAAUUCGUAUUGGAAGUAUCUAUGUAUAAAGAAAGAACCAGUAGUUUUGCCAUUUACACUUUUCCUUUUUCGUCCAACAGGUCAUCAAGCUCGAAUCCACGGGCUCCGAUGGGUCCAAGAGCAACCUGUCCAUGAACCAGACCCUAGAGGGCCAUCAGGGAUGCAUCAUGGUAGCCACAUGGAACGAAAAUUUCAGAAAAUUAACCACAAGCGAUCAGUUAUGAUGUUGAUGGCUGAGAAAAAAGAAAGGCCUGUUGUCGGAGGAGGUCGAGGAUAUUUUUAUAUUGUUUGAUCAUGCACUUGCACAGACAGACAUACUUACCUCUGUAUGGCUCUGGUAUUUGGUAAGCUGAGUUUGAUCACAAGGAUUCUCGUCUUGUUUUCCUCAAGACCAAAAUCAGGGGACCAAAUACCAGAACCAUUCAACCUCGUAGGAGACAUAAAGUUGAAACGUAAGCACAACAGGUAUAAUCCAGUGAUGGUUGUACAAUUUGACCACUUCAAACAGUCUUUUGUAGUCUUUUGUACCAAGAAGUUGAAGGUUUAGGCUCAGCGAGUUCCUUUGUUUAGAAAAGUACCGAGUUUUUGGUCUUCCUCGGUUCAUCAACAUUACUUACUUAUCUUCUUUUGUAAUCUUUUCCACCCUCUGAACUGUCUUCUAUUUGUUCAUCUCCCCCACCUUCUGACCCGUUGGCUUCUAAUCCCUAACGGGCUGAUAAUAGUGUGGAUGCUACACCGAGGCAUCUGGUUCGAGGAGAUGAUAAACAAUCGAAACAGGUCAGUCGUGAAGGAUAUGAAGUGGACACCUGAUGGGCAGAAAAUCUGCAUUAUCUACGAAGAUGGAGCGGUUAUAGUUGGUAUUUUUGAAAAAAAGUAGUAGUCUAAUAAAAGUAGUAACUCUAACUUUUAGCUGCCUAAAUCUUGAUAGAAGCCUCGUUUCUUUCCCAGUAGUUCAACUUCACAACAGGCACCGUCGACGGACAACGACUCUGGGGCAAGGAGUUGAAAACGCAGCUCCAAAUGGUGGAGUGGGCUCCAGAUGGGAGGAAUAUUCUUUUUUCGACUCCAAAUGGGGAUAUUCAUUUUUAUGAUGUGAAGGAAGGAAAUGAAAAAAUACUAGUCUCUGAUGAAGAGUAGUUAUACCUACAACUAGCAGAAAACCAAACUGAACGCUCGACUAUAAGUUGCUUAGGAGCUAGUUUUCUAGAACUUCUAGGUAAUCCAGUUCCUUAGGUGAUCGAGAUAGGAUCGCAACACGGAACGAUCACAUGACCAAACUGAGCUGAAACAGUCUCAGCUUUCUUCUAGAAGCAAACCUUGAAACAGUCUCAGCUUUCUUCUAGAAGCAAACCCCGUCAUUCCCUAAUCCUCGUACGAUCCCGAAGGCGUUUACGUCCUCAAGAUUCCAGUCUACUGCCUCGACGAGGGCAUGCAGACACAGCUUGCUGGCAUACACUGGUAUGACGGGACACAGCAUAGAGACAGAUUGAACAUCCCAAGUCUCGCUUGUGCGUACGAAAAUGGCAGAGUACAGCUAUUACGCAACGAAAGCGAUGACCGGCCGGUUCUCAUAGACUCGCAGAUGCGAUGCACAGGAGUCAGGUACAAGAUGAACAUCAGUUGUUAGUUUCAUUUUGUUACCAAUAGCAGUACCACGACCGUACCUUCAUCUUGUUUUAUGCUUCGAUGCUAAAUUUAACUAAUAAAUUUUGAAUUUUGAUUUUCUUUGCCACGAGCACGACGUUCUCUCAUGCUCAUUUCUUCUGCUUAACAACCACAGGGCAAGGUAUGAGUACGGGAUCCAAAUUACUACCCUUCUCCCCCUACUUACUCGUACUCCCUCACCAGGUGGAACUACCCUUCUUGUUCUUCCCCUACUCCCUCACCAGGUGGAACCCAGCUGGCACAGUCGUAGCGCUUGCCGGGAUGCAAAACAACGGCAGUGGUGGUGAGGUAGGAAUAGUCCAGUUCUAUGGUGCCCAGUUCGGAGAGCAUCUGCGAACUCUGAGACUGCCUGGUAACAACUUACGAUCCCUCAGCUGGGAAGGAUCCGGGUUGAGACUUGCUCUUGCUUAUGAAGAAUAGUACCUAUUUUUUAGCAGGUUUACGUUUUUUAGAACUAGAUUAGAUGAACAAGAAAGGCAGAUUGGAGACAUAUGACAUGACAGGAAAGGAAAGGAAGGCCACCCAGUGAUGGUGUUUCGUGUUUACUAGAAGCAUCCAGAUCCACACCUGCCAGUUCCUCGUACUCAACGUUUUAACUCCCAGUAGACCACCACGACAUUUUCUCCUUAAUAUUUUUCUAACUGCCAGUAGACCACCACAUUUUUUUCGCAAAUGUCAGACCAGACUACAUAUGGGACUACUUUGGCAAGACACUUGUGUACGCUGCUUACAAAAAGGAAAGAAGCGAGUAUACUGUAGUCUUCUGGAACACUGCAGGGAAAGGGAGUGGAGCUGGCAGUAGUUCUGUUAUGGUUGUAUCUAUCUAAAUCUAUCUAAAUCUAUCUAAAUCUAUCUAAAUCUAUCUAAAUCUAUCUAAAUCUAUCUAAAUCUAUCUAAAUCUAUCUAAAUCUAUCUAAAUCUAUCUAAAUCUAUCUAAAUCUAUCUAAAUCUAUCUAAAUCUAUCUAAAUCUAUCUAAAUCUAUCUAAAUCAAUCUAUCUAAAUCAAUCUAUCUAAAUCUAUCUAUCGCUCUGCUCUCAGCUCUAUCUACUUUGAUUCUCACUCUAUCUUUUUGCUUGGUCGUAUGGUCCUUUUGAUGUUGUUCCGAACAUCAUAAAGGAUAAGGACAGAGCUAGAAGAAUAUUAGAAGGGCUGUAAUAACAUCGCUACUGAAAUUGAUUCAGUGAUAAUUCGAACCUAACACGAACACGACUUGUAUUCUACUUAUUUAAGCACGGACACUGCGCUAAUUCUGCCGCAGGUGGUGGUGGUUCUGGAAGUGGAGGAGGAGCAGGCGGAUCAGCUAGUGACAAUACUGGUUCAUCCACUGCAGCAAACGCGAAGACGGCUAGUGGCGGAGGCCAACCACAGAUGAUUGGCGAUGGACAAAAUGUAGAGGUAAAAACCCUUCGGCACGUAGUGGCGAUAAAAGCGGCCGGCGAACAUUGUGUCAUAGUAACGAUUAUGGCUGUUAAUGACGAUGAGGACGACCUAGUUCUAGUGCUAGACAGUAUCUAUAAUACUUGUAAUAAGAACAUCUAGUGCGAGACCUCUUAGAAUCUAGUCAGAGGCCUCCUCCUAGUCGGUAAUUCCAAGUCUUAUUCGUUCAAGUUCAGAAUUUAGACAAAGGCAUAUUACCAGCUCUAAUCCCGAGACUGAAGAAAACGUUUAUCAAAUCCACCUGUGUAACGAAAUUGGUAGUCCUUUGGAGAAGAAGGAAAUAGUCCUGCACGCGACAGUGAAGGCAGUGGCCAUGACGAGGAGUCAUGUGAUAUUAAGGCUUAUUUCCCUAAUCGUAACCCAAAUCUACCUCGGUGAAGUUUAAGAGACAUCCUUGCUUGCUAAAAAGAAGGACGUUGUUUCCUCGACGGAAAUGAAUAUAACAGGCACGACCCUCCAGCUGCAGCAGCACGAUGUACUAUGUUGUAUCUUCAGAUGUUGGAUCAGAAGGAUGCUCUCUAAUUAUAGUCGCAACGGCAGACGUAGUGUACGUUUGGAACUACAUAAACCAUUCGAAACAGAAGGUUACGAGUCAAAAGCGAACGGAACUCAUGUUUUCUUUGCACGAUGACGGCAACUUCGUGGAAAAGGAGGAGUUUCAAGCAGCACAUAACAAUGCAGGUUUCUUAUUCUUGAGUUUGAAAUUUAAUUCAUGAAAAUGGAUACGAAGACGAAUAAUAUAAGCAAUAUCCUUGUCGUUGUCCUACUCAGAGAACCACUAUUUCCUGAAUUAAGCGAACAUGGCGAAGGCGAUUUUCCGUGGCCUAUCUCAUCCUCGAACGAAAAUUCUUAUCACCGUGCACAACAUUUUCUCCUUUAAUCCAUUGAUCUACUUCCACCCCAUCUUCUGACAUGAAACUACAACACCCCACCUGCACCACAGCCUCAGUCGAGGACGGUAUUGGUACAGUGUGCGCUUCGGAUGUCUUACUCCUUGUUGGGCGUGAGUCUGGUGCAGUGCAGAAAUAUACUUUGCCGUUUUUGCAGAAGGACGGCCGGUUCAGCAUCAAGAUGAACCCCAGUGUCUUCCAAUUGAACUGCCACUCCACAAAGCUACUCACGGUCGACAUCAACGGAAUCCUGUCUCUGUAUGUUAGGGAAGUAGAAGUAUUCGAAAACUGAAAAUAACCGAGUUACUGACUGAAAUAACGGAGGUAGCUUAACAACAAAGUUACUUGCUUAUUUCAGUUUUUCGUAGAUGCAGAAAUAGAUGGUCCUGCUCCAUGUGCUCUCCAAGUUCAAAUUUCAAAUUCAAAUAGUUCCUUGUGCUUAUCCUUUGCCUUUUUCUGCGACUAAAGGCUUCCUCCUUCUCCUCCUCUAACGGUCACGUCGACAAGCGGAAAGGGCAGGUUACGCAGUUGCCUUUUGAGCGAAAAGACGUUUGGCAUGUGAAGUGGGCGAGCGAUAACGGCGACUUAUUCACCUUCAUGGAGAAGUCAAGGAUGUACAUAGUGCGAGGCACGCAACCGGAGGAGCCCGUUCUUAGUUCCGGUUACAUCUGCGAAUUCAAGGAUUUGGAGAUUAGGUCUGCCUUAGUCGACGACCUGAUGCGAGCACCAGAACAGCCAUCGAAGUUAUGUGGUUCUAGCAAUGAAAAAGGAAAUGCUCUAGUCGCUGUGUAGUGUCAAAGCCCCUUGUGCUUGAAGAUAUCGUCCCAUGAUGUUGCCUACAGUUGUAAAUCUAUAGCACUAUGCUGCAGUACGAGAGCAUGCUACAGUACGAGAGCAUAUGCAUAGAUACUACAGUACGAGAGCAUACUACAGUACGAGAGCAUACUACAGAACGAGAGCAUACAACUACAGUCCGAAAGCACAUGAUCAAGUGGAGCAUUCUUAAAUGAUCUUUCUUCUAACCAUUCCAGCAAUCAUCAUGGAUUUCGAGACCAAAAGCCUUCGGGAUACCAGGGACAUUCUCACGAAGCUGAGUAAUCUGAAAGACGCUUUCCAGUAUGUGGAGGACAAUCCGCAUCCGCGCCUCUGGAGGCUUCUGGCCGAAAGCGCAUUAGAUCAACUGGAAUUUCAAGUGGCGGAAAAGGCCUUCGUCAAAUACGAGGAUUACGCAGGCAUCCAGUUCGUCAAGAGAUUGAAACUUUAUGUUUUGGACAUGAUGAGCAUGAGUGGUGACAGAUGGCGUGUAAGUGUAAUAAAGUCAAGAAAGGGAAUUAACGUAAGGGUUGAGUACCACAACAUUCAUAGUUGUUCGUUGAGUUUUUAUCUUCUGAAUCAGGUACAGUUACAGAAUAAUCACCUCCACAUCUUCAACAUACAACUGUGAUGCAAAUGUAAUCUUCAUCCUUUUUCAUUUUUUCUAACCUCCCCUAUCCGACAAAGUGAAGCAAAAGGCGGAAGUUGCAGGCUAUUUUCAGAGGUUUGACGAAGCGGAGAGUCUCUAUCGGGAGAUAGAUAGACGAGAUCUAUCCAUAGAAUUGCGCCUCAAGCUUGGUGACUGGUUUCGAGUUAUACAACUCGUGCAGUUAUGAGUGGGUCGCCGUUCUAAGUUGAUAAUUGUGUGUAAGGUAACAUCGUGCCGAACCUCCACGACGCCCUUAUGGCAGUCUGCACUUUUUGCGAGAUUUAUUGCGUUGUAUUGCAUGGCUUCGGUUUCUUGCGAUCUUUCACGACACAGCAUGCAGAUUCUUACUGUAUUUUGAAUUUUCUCCUGUUUGGGACGAGUCGUGACAAUUCAUACUUGAUGACGCACAUAGCUUUCAUAACCCGGAAGUGGAGGCAGCGAGAAUUUGCUUCAGGAGGCUUACAACAACAUAGGCGACUACUACGCUGAUCGAAGUAAAUGGUCCCACGCUGCUCAGUACUACACGAAAGCUAGAAACUACGACCAAUUAGUGGAAGCCUACUACAACCUGGAGGACUACGAUUCUUUGGCGAGGUUCAUCUCUAUGCUGCCAGAAGGGAGUCCUUUACUCUUACGGCUCAAUCUUCAUGAUGUGCAGUUCGCAUCAUCGCUUUGUUAUCUUCAUGAUGUGCGAUUCCUAUCACCCCUUGGUAAUUAUUCUCACGACAUUGACUGCAGAAUAACCAACCUUUUCCACGCUUUUAGGGCCCUUAACACACCAACAAAAACAAAAAUGUCAUCCUGCUGCAACCCGUCUCUGUCCUGUAAUAAGGACCUUUUUCGUCUCGUGUAAGAUAAGACUUUUGACUAUCCAAGGUUCGCAAGAUUAUGAGCAAUUUCUGCAUCUGCGAGUAAUGAUGAAUUUUUCGGCUGAGGUAGAGGUCUAAUACUCGGAACGAUAGGGGAGAAGUUAGUCUCCGUCGGCUUGUGUGAGGAAGGGGUGAAAGCGUAUCUUCGCUUAGGAGACUCGAGAGCAGCUAUCGAUGCCUGUGCUUUGCUAAACGAGUGGGAUUUGGCGGUGGAACUGGCAAGGAAAGAAAACUUCGCUGAUAUCGAAACCUUGCUUGGGAAAUACGCACAACAUUUCUUAGUUAUGUUGUUGUUGUUCAUGCUGUGGGGUGUGGCUGUUAGAAGUAGCGCCGUUUUUUUACUUACGUAGUGGUAGUCGUAGUCCUCCUCUUUCUGGUGUUCGUAGCAGUGCUCCUGGCUUUCAUAUUCAUUGCCAUUUGUUUCAAUUACACGACAUCAUUCUAAUCUGCAGAAAGGAGACCCGGGGAGCAAGAUAGAGGCGAUUCAGCUCUACAAAAAGGCCAAUAGAUUUGGGGAUGCGUGCAAAUGGAUCAUGAACCUGGGAGACGAAGUCCAGAAGAGUAGUGAAUUGAAGGCGCCAGACAAAAUGAAGAAAAUCUUUCUACUUGCAGCAUUAGAGCUCGAGAAGAAACGAGAAAAAGCGCAGAAAAGUGGGCCUGGGAAUAUGAGGUACCUAGAUUUUCAGUGUACCAAAAAAAAAAUCUCAGAGAUCAGGAGUGGUGGAGGUGCGUAUGACUAUGAGUAGACUGCUGUAUAUUAGAGUAGUUUAUAGAACGGAUGUAGGAUGGAUCGGAUGGAUCGGAUGGACCCCCCUGAUUCUUCCGAUCCUACUUGAAAUGGUGGAAAGUCCAUCCGUUCCAUCCGAUCCAUCCGAGCCAUCCCAUCCCGGAUCUGGCACCCCUAUAAACUGCUCUAGUAUAUGAUGUCCAUCUCAUCUAAGGACUACGAUCCUCGUAUCUCGUUCUCGUGUCACGACUUAGGUCUUCAGCCGACAAUAUUUCCGCGUUGCAUGCGAUGAUGGAUAUCGAGGGGAGCGAGCCUGAUUUCGCCUAUUUUUAAGGCUCCCCGUUGUAAUCCAUCUGCAGCUCUAUAGACUGGCAUCCCUCAAGCAUAUGCACUCCAAAAAUACAAGGGAGACACUCUUGACGAGGCAUAUCCUAGUGCUUAAGGGAUGAUCUACAUCUAGUACUCCACAGGGAUGAAUUGGGGGGAGGUCUAAUAUUUGCAGCCUUGGAGGGCCUGCGAAGCGUAUCACAUACUGAUGCUCUGUCAGAGGCAGUUAUAUGAGCAUCAAAUCGACAAAGCCAUGCGUUCGGCGAUUCGUCUCACAGAUUACGAAGACAUACUAGACCCAAAGACAAUUUAUUGCUUGGUACCUGAUCAUGAUCAUACGCAUUUUUGUACGUAGGUCUUCUAGACUUAAAGCCGAUUUAUUGCUUGGAGGUAUUUGACAGUGAUACAAUGCAUAGUAAUAGUACUAGGAGGAUGAAAUUAUAGCAGCAGAUGUCAUCAUAGUAUCCGAAACUCCAACAACAUCUAUAAUGUUGAAAAUGAGUGGACAACGACAAGAACAUCAUUUUUAUGGGUGUGGAAAGAAUUAUUACGACAAGCUGAGUACAAAUUUACUGUAUUCAUUAUUGAUGUUAUAACACUUGUCUUCUUCAUCCAUGACGCCUUAAAGACUUAAUCUCCCCACAAUUCAUUUUCUCUUUUCCCUCCACCUCCAGGUUGCCUUAACGACUUAUCAGACGAAGUUUUUUCUGCAGUGCUCAAGAGCGUUUAUCAAAUUGCGGAAUUACAAGAAGUUUGAGUCUCUAGCUCUGCAGAUAUUCACUUCCCAAGCGCCGAGAGACCCUAGUACGAGAAUGGUGCCAUGUCCAAGUACUAUGCUUGUGUUGAUUACAACAUCUUCUUCUUCUGCAUUACUUACAAGGGGACGAUAUGUUGAUUACAACAUCUUCUGCAGUACAAGGGGAUAGUAGUUUUUGUAAUUGAUAUCUUGACUUAUACCGUAGAUUCUGCACGUGCCCGAUUUUGAUCCUGUUCAUUUGUUUUCAAGUAGAAGUAGUUAUAGUUGACCAUCUCCACCUUACUCAAAAGGCAAAUGUUCUCCUCUUCGUCUUGUUCAACCGUAAGUGUACAAUUUCUCAUUGUUUUCAACAUUCAUCUGGAUCGGCUCCUUCUCAUCGUACUUCUACUUCUACUUCUACUUGCAUAUUAAGGAGAUCAUCGAGAUUCUUUGUUUCACCAUGUUGUCCUUCUUCUCAACAUAUUUCUUCGCUCCUCAUCCUAGUGCUAGUUCUCGUUCUCCUUCUCCCUCUCCUCCUACUACUACUUUUCAUCAACGUAUGCUCCACCUCUACGUCAACAUCUCUCUAUUUUACUAGGUUGUCAGUCCUCGAUGCAGGAGUGGCAAAUCCAGUGUUCCUCUUGUGGGCAUAAACUGCCUUUUUGUGUAGCCAGUGGGCGGUCGAUUUUUGGCGGAGAAGACGUCGUAGAUUUGAGGCUACAAGAAAUCCAUCUUCACAGGCGACAUCGAUCUUGGUCCUCCCGUUUUUACUUUAAAGGAAAAACUACAAAGGAGGCCCAAGCCUAACACGACGAUGGAUUUGCUGGAGAUGGAUUUCUCUUAGUUCUAAUAGAUUGUCGCACGUGUCACAGAAAAACCUACGCUACAGAGUCUAGAUCUAGGGUGAGCUGUGCCCUCUGUCACGCCCGCUCGCCAACACCCUCGAAUCCGACGAUGAGCUAUACUAGGACGAACUAG
This is a messenger RNA of Amoebophrya sp. A25, 9326 nucleotides long. The record is from the annotation of a GenBank genome assembly. Lineage: Eukaryota; Dinophyceae; Syndiniales; Amoebophryaceae.